AUGGCCGCCCAGCCGCAGUUCGCAGCGCCGUUCCCGCCCACAGUGCCCGUCGCAGUCGAUCCGACGUACUCGUCGUCGCUGCCGGGCUUCCUCGCGCCCGUGGGCAACCUCCUCGACCGCCUCGACGCCGCCCGCGACCGCCUCAACCUCCCCGACCCGGGCAAGCACGAGGACCUUGGCCGCGAAGUCAAGCUGACGCACUUGACCAACUACACUUUCGAUGGAGCCCGUGCCGACCUCGCCAAGACGCUCUCGCAGGUGCCGGCCUUCCAGGUCACGCACUCGUUCGUGGCGGGCUCGCAGGGGGGACCGAUGGGCGGCAUCAACCCGGGGACGUACAACUUUGGCGCAGUCUACGCGACGCCCAAGACCUUCAUGCAGGGAAUGGUCGACAACGAGGGAUCGGUGACGGGACGGUUCAACUACGGAUGGUCGCCCAAGAACACCACCAAGAUGUCGGUCCAGCUCGCUGCUUCUGCCGCCGCACCCUCCAUGUUCUCGCUCGAGCACGACCGCGUCGGCAAGGACUACACCCUCUCCGUCAAGGCUUACAACCCCUCCCCCGCCGACUUGACCGGCUCGUACAUCGCCGCCUACCUCCAAUCCAUCACCCCUCACUUUGCCGUCGGUGUCGAGACGCUCUACCAGCGACCGACGCCCGACAUGGAGGACUGCUCGCUUGGCUACAUGGCCAAGUGGCACAACGUGAAGAAGGACGAGGCGGGCAACCAGCUCAAGGACUCGUGGAUCGCGACCGCGCAGGUCAUGUCGCAGGGUAUCUGGCAGGCGACGUACUGGAAGAAGCUCGCCGACCGCGUCGACGCAGGUGUCGACCUCGUCUGCAUACCCGCCAUGAACCCGCGCGAGCGCAAGGCGGUCGCGACUGCCGGCGUCAAGUACGACUUCCGCACGGCCACCUUCCGGGGUCAGGUCGACUCGACUGGCAAGGUUUCGGCGCUCUUGGAGCAACGACUGAGCCCUGCGUUUGCGCUAUCGUUGGCGGGCGAGAUGGACCAUGUCAAGCAAACGUCUAAGUGGGGUUUUGGGGCGAGCAUCGAGAGCGCGUCCGAGGAGGCCAUGAGUUAUGCGAUGAACCACUCCGCCGAAGCCGCGAUCCCUCCUCCUCUGUAG
This is a messenger RNA of Rhodotorula toruloides NP11, 1131 nucleotides long. Its product is annotated as mitochondrial import receptor subunit TOM40. Lineage: Eukaryota; Fungi; Basidiomycota; Microbotryomycetes; Sporidiobolales; Sporidiobolaceae. Gene Ontology annotation, molecular function: transmembrane protein transporter activity. Gene Ontology annotation, cellular component: mitochondrial outer membrane; mitochondrial outer membrane translocase complex. The record is from RefSeq and is a predicted model, not a curated record. The transcript has 5 exons. Gene Ontology annotation, biological process: protein import into mitochondrial matrix. The coding region runs from base 1 to 1131 and encodes 376 amino acids.